AUGUCAAAUACUCCCACCGACGCAGGCAAUACGUUGAUCAAAGAUUUAAAGCCUGGAUUGAAAAAUGUCAAUGUUGUUUUCAUAGUAUUGGAAAUCGGCCGUGUAACUAAGACUAAAGACGGGCAUGAGGUACGCUCAUGUAAAGUUGCAGACAAGACCGGCAGCAUUACCGUCUCCGUUUGGGAUGAGGCAGGCAGCUUUAUUCAAACCGGAGACAUCAUUCGUCUCACGCGAGGAUACGCUUCUCUCUUCAAAGGCUGUCUAACUCUCUAUUCUGGAAGGGCUGGAGACUUGCAAAAAAUUGGAGAGUUUUGUAUGGUUUUCUCUGAGGUGCCAAAUUUCAGUGAACCUAACCCAGAGGUGCUUGCUCAAAUCAACCAGAUAAACAAACCUCUAAUGGCCCCACAGUGUCUUAUUCCUCAAAUGGUGCCUCACCACUUCCUCGAGACUGGGCAUUUGGAGCAGGAGGACGGGGUGUAG
Molecule: messenger RNA, 480 nt
Organism: Chanos chanos (milkfish)
Lineage: Eukaryota; Metazoa; Chordata; Actinopteri; Gonorynchiformes; Chanidae
Gene: nabp1b
Product: nucleic acid binding protein 1b
Exons: 5
Coding region: 1-480 (159 amino acids)
Biological process (GO): response to ionizing radiation; double-strand break repair via homologous recombination; mitotic G2/M transition checkpoint
Cellular component (GO): SOSS complex
Molecular function (GO): DNA binding
Source: RefSeq, a predicted model, not a curated record